GUCGCGAAUCCUCCAAAAAAUAGUUGGAGCAAAAAUGGCAGGAAAACAAGUCUGUUGUUUUUUAAAUAAUUCGAAUAAAUUUUUAAUAAAUAAAUUACCUAUUUCUGCUGUAAUUUCUCGUAGUAAUUCUUCAUGGGAACCUAAAGAUGUUGUCACCCACACAGGCCAAAAAUUCGAUCCCGAGGACAGAAGAUUAGUACGAUUUGUUGAUAGACCCAAGGAAGUUAAUGAGAGAUGGGCAAUUAAUUUGAUUGAUGAAGUUCCACCAGAACCAAGACCUGAUCGUAUUGUUUCUUGUGAUGGAGGUGGUGGACCUCUUGGACAUCCCAAAGUCUACAUUAAUUUGGAUAAACCUGGAAAUCAUAUUUGUGGAUACUGCGGCUUGAGAUUUUACAAGGAAGAUCAUCAUCAUUAAUUUAUAAAUAAAUCAAGUAAAAAAUAUUUAUAUAGUAAACAAAAAUAAAAAUAUAGAUAUAUAAUGUACAAGUGAGUUAAUUUAAUAAAAAUUUAUUAAACUCUUA
Molecule: messenger RNA, 521 nt
Organism: Microplitis mediator
Lineage: Eukaryota; Metazoa; Arthropoda; Insecta; Hymenoptera; Braconidae
Gene: ND-13A
Product: NADH dehydrogenase [ubiquinone] iron-sulfur protein 6, mitochondrial
Exons: 3
Coding region: 35-415 (126 amino acids)
Biological process (GO): mitochondrial electron transport, NADH to ubiquinone
Source: RefSeq, a predicted model, not a curated record